Molecule: messenger RNA, 1058 nt
Organism: Ctenocephalides felis (cat flea)
Lineage: Eukaryota; Metazoa; Arthropoda; Insecta; Siphonaptera; Pulicidae
Product: cathepsin L1-like
Exons: 8
Coding region: 234-1058 (274 amino acids)
Cellular component (GO): lysosome
Molecular function (GO): cysteine-type endopeptidase activity
Source: RefSeq, a predicted model, not a curated record
AGAAAUGUAACACAUCUCUAGUUUAGUUGAGUGCUGAUGUAAGCAGAAUCAUUUCAUAUCAUAUUCUUUUUUAUUCCCAUUGCUGUAUCUUAUUUAAAUGAAAUGGUGUAACCAGUACAAAAGAUGCAGAUUUGAAUGAAAAAUGGAUCAAGUUUAAAGAAAUACAUAAUAAAACUUAUUUCAAAUCUCAUGAGGAGACGCGAUCCCGUUUGGCCUGGGCGACAAACUAUGAUAUGAUCAUGCGGCACAACCAGGAGGCGACCGACGGCCUGCACACGUACAAGCUGAAGGAAAACAGUUUGGCUGAUUUGUCUCCCAAGCAAUAUCAGCAGCUGAUGGUAAAACUGACCAAAAGUAACAGACGAAAGCUUUCUGACAACGAGGAAAUAUUAACCUCAUCACGAGGCUUUGAUGCUGAUUUACCUGACGAGGUAGAUUGGCGCGAAAGAGGUUUUAUUACACCGCCAAUAAAUCAAUUGACAUGCGGUUCUUGCUACGCCUUCAGCAUUGUCCAUACCGUUCAAGGGCAAAUUUUUAAACAAACGGGCGAUCUAAAAUAUUUAAGCGAACAGCAGAUUAUAGAUUGCAGUACCCGAAUGGGCAACUAUGGUUGCGGCGGUGGGUCACUGCGCAAUACCUUACGUUAUAUAGAAAGGUCGGGCGGACUAAUGAGAUACCAGGAUUAUCCUUAUAAUGCUAAGCAAAAUAAAUGUCAUUACGACCGGCAUAAAUCUGUGAUCAAUAUCACUUCAUGGGCUAUUUUACCAAGCCGAGACGAAGAUGCGCUCGAGAACGCUGUUGCCAAUAUUGGUCCAAUAGCGGUGUCGAUUAAUGCAAGCCCGGAAACGUUUCAACUUUACAGUGAAGGUAUCUACGAUGACAUAAAAUGUUCUUCAAAACACGUAAAUCAUGCAAUGCUGCUAGUUGGAUACACAAAGAAGUAUUGGAUACUCAAAAAUUGGUGGGGUAGUAAUUGGGGUGAAAAUGGUUUCAUGAAACUUCGUCGAAAUGUUAAUCGAUGUGGAGUAGCAAAUUAUGCUGCAUAUUCUUUGAUAUGA